CGCCUGCGCACUGCUUAUUUCCCGCUGUCAGGAUGAGGAGGCGGAGGUCGGCGCUCGGGUCCGUCUCUGCCCGCGGCUGUGGCGGCGCCGGCGGCUUCAGCCUUAGCGGUUCCUCCCUGGGCGGCGGCGGCGGCGGCUCGGUCGACGCCUCCUCCGCCAGCUGAGCCCGCGGGAGCCCGGGACGCCGCUUCCCCGCCCAUCCCCGCUCUCCGAGGCCGGCCGCCCGGCCAUGGCGCAGCCGGGCCCGGCUCCUCAGCCUGACGUUUCUCUUCAGCAGCGGGUGGCAGAAUUGGAAAAAAUUAAUGCAGAAUUUUUACGUGCAAAGCAACAGCUUGAGCAAGAAUUUAAUCAAAAGAGAGCAAAAUUUAAAGAGUUAUAUUUGGCUAAAGAGGAGGAUCUGAAGAGGCAAAAUGCAGUUUUACAAGCUGCACAAGAUGAUUUGGGACAUCUUCGGACACAGUUGUGGGAAGCCCAAGCAGAGAUGGAAAACAUUAAGGCCAUUGCCACGGUGUCUGAGAAUACCAAGCAAGAAGCUAUAGAUGAGGUGAAGAGACAAUGGAGAGAAGAAGUUGCUUCACUUCAGGCUGUUAUGAAAGAAACAGUUCGUGACUAUGAGCACCAGUUCCACCUUAGGCUGGAGCAGGAGCGAACACAGUGGGCACAGUAUCGAGAAUCUGCAGAGAGGGAAAUAGCUGAUUUAAGGAGAAGGCUGUCUGAAGGUCAAGAGGAGGAAAAUUUAGAAAAUGAAAUGAAAAAGGCCCAAGAGGAUGCUGAAAAACUUCGGUCUGUUGUGAUGCCUAUGGAGAAGGAAAUUGCAGCUUUGAAAGAUAAACUGACAGAGGCUGAAGACAAGAUUAAAGAGCUGGAGGCCUCAAAGGUGAAAGAGCUGAAUCAUUAUCUGGAAGCUGAGAAAUCUUGUAGGACUGAUCUAGAGAUGUACGUAGCUGUUUUGAAUACUCAGAAAUCCGUUUUACAGGAAGAUGCUGAGAAACUUCGGAAAGAAUUGCAUGAAGUUUGCCAUCUCUUGGAGCAAGAGCGACAACAACACAACCAGUUGAAACACACGUGGCAGAAGGCCAAUGACCAGUUCCUGGAGUCGCAACGUUUGCUGAUGAGGGACAUGCAGCGAAUGGAAAUUGUGCUAACUUCUGAACAGCUCCGACAAGUUGAAGAACUGAAGAAGAAAGAUCAGGAGGAAGAUGAACAGCAAAGACUUAGUAAGAGAAAAGAUCACAAAAAAACAGAUGUUGAGGAGGAAGUAAAAAUACCAGUAGUGUGUGCUUUAACUCAUGAAGAAUCUUCAGCUCAGUUAUCAAAUGAGGAGGAACAUUUAGAUAGCACCCAUGGUUCAGUCCAUUCUCUGGAUGCAGACUUACUGUUGCCAUCCGGGGAUCCUUUCAGUAAACCAGACAAUGAUGUGUUUAAAGAUGGACUCAGGAGAGCACAGUCUACAGAUAGCCUGGGAACUUCAGGCUCGCUGCAAUCCAAAGCUUUAGGCUAUAACUACAAAGCAAAAUCUGCUGGGAACCUGGACGAAUCAGAUUUCGGACCGUUGGUAGGAGCAGAUUCGGUGACUGAGAACUUUGAUACCGCCUCCCUCGGGUCACUGCAAAUGCCAAGUGGGUUUAUGUUAACCAAAGAUCAGGAGAGAGCAAUCAAGGCGAUGACACCGGAGCAAGAGGAGACGGCAUCCCUCCUGUCGAGUGUCACACAGGGCAUGGAAAGUGCUUAUGUGUCCCCCAGUGGCUACCGCCUAGUCAGUGAGACAGAAUGGAAUCUCUUGCAGAAAGAGAUACACAAUGCUGGAAAUAAACUUGGUAGACGCUGUGAUAUGUGUUCCAAUUAUGAAAAACAAUUACAAGGAAUUCAGAUUCAGGAGGCUGAAACAAGAGACCAGGUGAAAAAACUACAGGUGAUGCUAAGGCAAGCAAAUGAUCAGUUAGAGAAGACAAUGAAAGAUAAACAGGAACUGGAAGACUUCAUAAAGCGGAGCACUGAAGAUUCAAGUCACCAGUGUCGCAUCUGUUUCUUUUGGAAUUGGCACGUGCUUCUGGAGAAGAGCUGUUGCAGAGGCUGCAUCCGGUUCUCCAAGUGUCCUCAUUCUGGUCCUUGGCUCUGUGAUUAUUUUUUGCCUUAUUUUUGUCUGGUUUUCUUAAUUCUCAGCAGGAAGAUCUCUGCACUUGUCCUAAGAGCCCAAGCAUCGGAAAUAUUACUUGAAGAGUUACAGCAGGGGUUUUCCCAGGCAAAGAGGGAUGUUCAGGAACAGAUGGCAGUGCUGAUGCAGUCACGGGAACAGGUUUCAGAAGAACUGGUGAGGUUACAGAAGGAUAAUGACAGUCUUCAGGGAAAGCACAGCCUGCAUGUGUCAUUACAACAAGCAGAAGACUUCAUUCUCCCAGACACUAUGGAGGCACUCCGGGAGUUGGUAUUAAAAUACCGUGAGAAUAUCGUUAAUGUGCGGACAGCAGCGGAUCACAUGGAAGAAAAGCUGAAGGCUGAAAUACUUUUCCUGAAAGAGCAGAUUCAAGCAGAACAGUGUUUAAAAGAAAACCUUGAAGAAACUCUGCAGCUAGAAAUAGAAAACUGCAAAGAAGAAAUAGCUUCCAUCUCUAGCCUAAAAGCUGAAUUAGAAAGAAUAAAAGUAGAAAAAGGACAGUUGGAGUCCACAUUAAGAGAGAAGUCUCAACAGCUUGAGAGUCUUCAGGAGAUGAAAAUGACAUUGGAAGAACAGCUGAAGAAAGAAACUGCUGCUAAGGUUACUGUUGAACAACUAAUGUUUGAAGAGAAGAACAAAGCUCAGAGGUUGCAGACUGAACUAGAUGUCAGUGAACAAGUGCAGAGAGAUUUCGUAAAGCUUUCUCAGACCCUUCAGGUGCAAUUAGAGCGGAUCCGACAGGCGGACUCCUUGGAGAGAAUCCGGGCAAUUCUGAAUGACACCAAACUGACAGACAUUAACCAGCUCCCCGAGACAUGACACCCUCAUGGCAGGACUCUAGCCUGCACUUCGGGUUUUUAACUCAUCUUUAGAGCAACAUUAAUUAUUAUUUAACUCUUAACUGAAGAAGAAGUCACACACACAAAAAGGAAGACUGGAGCAAUGUUUAAUUCUAGUGGGAGGAGACUGUGCAGCACAGGAACAGCAAACAGCCAGGGUAAUUUGCAGCAAAAAGACCUUUCAGACGGAACACUAACCAGACUCCAGACUGGAUUCCAGCGAGUGUGGGAUCAGACUUGGUGAUGGAGGAAGUGCUGUUUCCUUGCCUGCCUUAUCUGACAUUUCCCUGCCCUAAAGCACCCUUCUAAUAGUGUUUGAAAUGACAUUUCCUGUUCAUAGAUGUUGGAAGAGAGAAUUUUUUUUCCUGUUGUCUAGAGUUCAUCAGUAACAGUAUUCAGCUAGCAGACAGGUGUAGUAUGCGGUAUGAAUAUUUUAUAUUAAAAUAUGAAGUUUGAGAGCAGGCCAUUGGCUAGUGACUGUAUUUCCUAGCUCAGUGUAUUUUUUUUAAACCAUUUUAUCUUGUGUUGGAGGACCUUAAAUGCUACUGAAACUUGCCUGAGAACCAUAAGACGGUGGCAAACAAAAUCAAUUCAGUUGGAACUGAAUUAAGAGAAUUUGAAAACUUGGCUGGGGCUAUAUGUAUUGGAAGUUGAGGUUAAAGGAAAAGCACAAGAAACUGUUUGGAAGCACUUUUUCUGCUACCUGGUAAAUUUUGUGGACCCACAGGUACCAGGGUCAAGCUGAACCCGCACCAUCUACUCUUGAAAACUGUUUGUUAUUGGAUCAGUGGAAGAAACAUUAAUAAAACAAGCUAUGUCUGACAACACCUAGUAUAAAUGUAUAAGUCUGCUGCUUAUUUUAUUUUCAACUUGAAUCAGUGGAUUUGAGUACUAUUUGUUUCAAAAGUGUCAGAUACAAAAAUGGUGAUAACUAGGUUUGGCAUACCUAGUUUUGUAUUUUUCUUUUGUAUUUUAGACCUGGAGUGUGAUGAUGCUUAUGGUGAAGUUGGGGAAACCCACCUAGUUCAUCAGUUUGGAAAUCUGCUUUGUCAUUUCUAUGAGGUUAAAUUCCGUUCCUGUGUGGAGAAAGCGUCAGUGGACAGGUUGUCUUUGCCAUAGCCUUAUGAAGUGUUGCAGAAAGCACAAGAAUGGAUGUGUGUUCACUGUUUACCUGCAAGUACUGUUAGCCAGUGGAAGGCUAUGCUGUUUUAUCAGUAAUUCAUCAUACAGGUGGUUCAAAAGUAAAACUCUUGUUUUCAAGUACUUUUUGUGAUUGGUGGUGUGAAGGAACUAUGUGGGAAUUAAGUGGAUUAGGUAGAUUUUCUGGCUCAAGUAAACCUACAACUUGAAUUGUCUUUGUUAUAAAUGAAGUCAUAAGGAACUGGCCCUAAAGAUCUUUAUUUCUGUCUUCCAUAAGACAAGAUAUGGCCUGCAUACCUCAUUCCUUGGGCUACUGCUGUCGUCUUACAUUCAUGAUUAUGAAUUUGAAAGUAAAUACUAAUUAUGGAAAUAGUGCUAUAGGCUUGCAUGCCUGAAACCUUUUAAUUGGUUUAAAGUCCUUUUGUAGAAUGGGGUACUUGAUUUCCUUUAAAGGAAACAUGUUUUCUCAUUGAAUUACCAGGAAUUUUUAUUAAUUCCAAAAAUGCAGUCACUUUAAAUUAUGUAAGUAUAAGAUCAGUUCCUUGGAUAAACUCCAAGCUCAUUUGUUUUAGGUUAUUAAAACUGGCACUGUAGUAAAUCAAGGUGGAUAAUUCAUAAUCUUCCUGAAUGAACUGAACUACAGCUCCCAGGGAACUGCUAGGCUGAGACUGGGCACCUUGCUCAUGUUUUUCUCCAUAAGAUGGUUCUGGGCCAAUAAAAUCAUGAUUAGGAAAGUGUGAGCGUCUUAACAGUGGCAGAUGCAAAUUGUUGGAACCCACUUUUUGGAGAAAAAUAUGCUAGAAAAACACAGACUAGGCUUUGUUAACAAUCUCUUUCUGGUAUGAAACACCUCUUUAAACUGGGUUUUCUGUAUAAAUGGGAAACUGAUUUGGAAGGCAGUGUUUAGCCCUCCAAGACAAACGAAAAGGUCAGGUUUCACAAGUGUUCCUGUGCUUGUAUUCAGUCCAUGUACACAUGUUCCCACGCAUGUCUAACCUGAUUUUACCCCUUACCUGUAACCUACCUUACCACGUGGCUUUUCAUCGGCAGUCACUUAGCCAUUUCUAGGCAGGUAUAGUAUUACCUUUUGGAACUCAUAUUUGGCAGGUAUAAAAAUAUUACUUAAAGCUAAAGGACAAAAUCAUAUACUGUAUACCAAGCUCUGUUUCUCCAUUUGAGAUCCUACAUGUGCACCUCACACCCAUCAGUGACAUGUACCGGGACACAGCACAGUCCAACUCAGCUCUGAAAGGUAAUACAUGCCUGUCAUGGAAGUGAGCCAGCGGUGGCCUUGCAACCGUGGAGCCUGAGUUCUGCUCUGAGCAGAUUUCAGGUAUAACCAUUUGUUAACUGUACUGGAGGUGUGUCCUUAAGAAGUGUUCAAAUUAAAAAAGCUGCUGCCUAGUA
Messenger RNA from Bubalus bubalis (water buffalo), 5541 nucleotides. RefSeq names its product rabaptin, RAB GTPase binding effector protein 1 (gene RABEP1). Gene Ontology annotation, cellular component: endocytic vesicle; endosome. The transcript has 19 exons. The record is from RefSeq and is a predicted model, not a curated record. Gene Ontology annotation, biological process: Golgi to plasma membrane transport; endocytosis. The coding region runs from base 230 to 2974 and encodes 914 amino acids. Gene Ontology annotation, molecular function: growth factor activity; GTPase activator activity. NCBI's taxonomy places the organism in Eukaryota, Metazoa, Chordata, Mammalia, Artiodactyla, Bovidae.